This is a messenger RNA of Leptidea sinapis, 5040 nucleotides long. It is a transcript of the gene NGR-A32, whose product is annotated as tachykinin-like peptides receptor 86C. Gene Ontology annotation, cellular component: plasma membrane. NCBI's taxonomy places the organism in Eukaryota, Metazoa, Arthropoda, Insecta, Lepidoptera, Pieridae. Gene Ontology annotation, molecular function: tachykinin receptor activity; neuropeptide Y receptor activity. The transcript is spliced from 12 exons. Bases 264 to 1613 code for a protein of 449 amino acids. The record is from RefSeq and is a predicted model, not a curated record. Gene Ontology annotation, biological process: G protein-coupled receptor signaling pathway.
CUUUAGUUACUGAACUCAGCAGUAUUAAACUGUAGCCCCUUCGGACCGGUCGUAUGGCAACGCGAUUGGCUAUAUGCGGAACUAAUGACGAAAGUUUAGUUUCGUGAAUUAUUUUGGAUGUGUUUUAUGACCUUGUUCUGUGCAAAAUUUAAUGGAAUUUAAAACAUAGGUUCGCGUAACUAAAGCAAGACCCAGUUCAAACAUUGUGCAUGAAAUCCAUCACUAAAAUGUGAUUCAAAUUUGAUAUAUUCAAGCAAAUCAACAUGGAGUCUACAGCUACCACGAUCCAAGAUGACGAUGGGGUUUUACAAAGAAACGCUAUCGAGAUUCCUCAUUCAAGUGAUUUUGAGGUUGUGUACACGUGGGAGAUGGACUUGAAUCGAAGUCUACUCAGCGCGGCGACGAUGCUGGUACCCCGCAGUACAGCUAUCCCGACCUCGACCAACGCCAUGUCCAUGUGGGCGUACAACUCCUGGGUGUGUCUCUUCGGAGCAAUGUUGGCCGUAGCCAUUGGAGGGAAUGCCAUCGUCAUAUGGAUUGUUACAGCCCACAGAAGAAUGCGUACUGUUACAAAUUAUUUCCUGGUAAAUCUCUCGUUUGCUGAUCUUAUGAUGUCCUCACUCAAUUGUCUCUUCAACUUCAUCUAUAUGCUGCAUAGUGAUUGGGUGUUUGGCGUACGUUAUUGCAAGCUGAGUAACUUCAUUGCUAACGUGACAGUUGCCGCGAGCGUGUUCACACUCACUGGGAUAUCAUUUGAUAGGUAUCAAGCGAUCGUUCGGCCGAUGCGACCUAGAAUGUCAAAGAGUUGCUCUCUCAUCAUGAUCGCUGGUAUAUGGGCUACAGGCAUGCUUCUCGCCAUUCCAUGCCUAUUAUAUUCUACCACAAAGGAGUACAGGUCAAGAGGAAGACUACGUACGGCGUGUCUGCUUUUAUGGCCUGACGGAUUGCCAGAUGUCUCCCAUAUGGAUUUUAUAUAUCAAGUGUUGUUCUCGGUGGUGACGUAUGCCAUACCAAUGCUGGGGAUGACUUUCUUUUACUCAGCGAUGGGGAAGGUACUGUGGGGCUCCCGUUCGAUAGGAGAGCUCACGCAGCGGCAAGUCAAUUCAAUCAAAUCAAAACGGAAGGUUGUGAAGAUGUUCAUCUUAGUGAUAGUAAUAUUUGGCCUGUGCUGGCUGCCCUACCAUUCCUAUUUCAUCUACACACACUUCUAUCCGACUGUGUUGUACAUGAAAUACAUUCAACACGUGUAUCUUGGCUUCUAUUGGCUGGCGAUGGCAAACGCGAUGGUCAAUCCUAUCAUAUAUUACUGGAUGAAUGCUAAAUUCCGGUCAUACUUCCGCACGGCAAUUCUUUGUCGAUGGCGGGUGGCUUGCUAUCGACGGAAGAUAACUCUCCCAGAAUCUCCUCCCGACCUCGUCUCCCACUCUGGCAGCAGAUCCAGAUCAGUAUACGUCUCUACAGGUACAGAGGAAGUCAAAGGAUUAAGAGGAAACCCAGUCGGCUUGGCGGACUGGUACAAGGACCAGCCAUCGCAGAGACAGCCUUCGCUUGCUAACUGCCCUCGAUGCCCACAUGGGAACUAUGAUGCUUAUAUCCAUGGACGAAAAGCGUGAACGAUUACAUACAUUUCCUGCCGACCAUUUAUUUUAUUAGCUUAUAUUUAUUUUAUAAAUGUUUAAGAAAAAUAGAUAAGGUAACAUUUUGGCUGUCUUUGACAGCUGAAGAUGGAAUGUUAAGUUGUCCGAGCUGUCUCGACCAUAAACUUAGAAUAUUCUGGAAUUAUGGAGGGUAGAGGCAAGGAGAAUUAUCUGUGUAUAUGAAAAAGUGUCCGUCAAAAUUUAUUAAAUUGGGUGGCGCUACAGUCGCAUGAGGGUAGAUCUUAAAAGAAGCGCCAAAUAUAAAAUCACUAUAGGCACAGUAGACAUAUGAACCAGACGGAAACUACGUACUCUCUACACUUACACAAACAUGCGCAUUGACGAGGCCCCUAAGCGGUUUUCGCGGUCAAAACGAGGCGAGUGUCAUGUAUCUAUAAUAUUGCAUUAUACGCUGUAUAGCUAUCAUACAUAUACUAUACAUAAAAAUGUUACGUACUUUUCUUUCUUUCGCUCCGCAACGCCCCAUGAGGAACUUCGUUCCAAAACUCCUUAUUUAAAUAAGACUCCGACUUUAAAGUCGGUUAGAAAAAUAACCCGACAGCCCUGCUUGCUUCAAUAGAGUGUACGCGCAUGUAGGUAAGUAUUUUAUCAACAAGGCUUAGUUUCCAUACUGAUAUAUGUGUCUACUAUGCUAUAGGUGCACGUUUUCCAGUAAUAAUUAUUUAAGGUUAUAUUUACUACAUUAUUUUGUACAACGUAAAUUGUUGAAUUUUUCUAUAAUUAACUACUAUGGUCGACAAUCAUUUUUAACUCGGCAUACUUCAAUUCGUCUACAAUUGCUACGUUCAUACCAUACCCUGUGCCUACACCAGCACCAUUGUGGAAGCUUCUUGAACUGUUAUUUACAGCAAAGGCUGGACAGUUUUUCAACUUUCCUCCCAUAUGAGAUGAUUGUCGUAGCCUCUACCCCCUUAACUGUCAUAUACACAAUCUGAUGAUUGCUAGUUUGUUAUUCAACGUGGCUGACUUUUUACGACUUAUCAAUCAAAAUCAGUUACAGUAACAAAUGAUUCGCUUUCUAAUUCCAUGUUGCUUUACCUCCGUUGGAGAUGCUAUUCUCUCUUGCACACAUUGUUCGUAUAUACGCUAGUACAUAAGAAAGACACUGGGAUCACACACGAGUAUCAUCAGUGAGUAGGUAUUUUGUAUUCUAUUAAUUUCAAUGUAAAUAACACGAAGUGUAUGUAACAAAAUUUUAAAAAUGCCAUUGAGUGUCAAGAUGCCGCCACGCACACAAGAAUCUAAUAGUUGCCGCAAUAAAAAAAGCUAUUAUUAUUAGGUAAUGCGGUAUCUAGUUAAAGCGCAGCGGAAACCAGUCCUUAAUCUUUAAGUCCUUAGUUGUAAGUAUAUGGUCUUGACUAAAGUUUUAAAGUUUGAAUAUCACUACAUAUUAUUCGAUUUACUCAUAAUAUUAAAAAUCAUUUGAGUGAGGUUCAAACAAAAUGAGAAUGCCAUUAAAAGCGUGGACUUCAGAUUAUUAUUGGAAGAAGAAUAAACAGUAUUAUCCUACGAAAUUGUAUGUGUUAUGUACUAUUUUAUAUAAAUAACAAUUUAUAUAAAGUAUUAAUGUUAUAUAUUAUCAGGAAAGUCAUUGAACUAGACCAUAAUAUUGAAUUUUGUCGUAAUGAUAGAUAAAAUAAAUGUCUGCUUCGUCGCGCGAUUGAGUUUUUUUGUAUGUAUAUAAAAAAAAUAUAUAUAAAAUGUUAUGUAUAAAUUCUUUAUAUAUAUAGGUAUAGAUGUUUGUAUGUAAAUAUGUAUAUAGUUUAGAAACAUGAAUUAUAUUACCUGAAACUAACAGGUAACCGCAUCUCCGGCGAUAUUUCGAUUCUUACGGAGAAAACUUAAUACAUUUCUGACUUAUAUUUUGUUAGGCUUGUAAAUACGUAAAUAAUUGUUACAAUUACGAAGGAAUAAGUAGUAAAUUAUGCAUAUAAGAAUGUAUUUCGAGUUAAUGCUCAAUGUAGAUAAUAUUCACUUUAUUUUUAAUUUUAGUUGUGAUAUAUAUUUGAAAGAUGUAUAUUUUCAAAUUAUAUCUACAUUUCAAAUACUUUUACUUCGUUGUUCUAUAUAUUAAAUUAUAUUUGAACGAUUUGUCCCACGGCAGCGAGUUUUUGACAGUUCAUUUUCGAUAUUCAUAUGAUGAUUCAGAACUUGAAUAGCUGUUUCUCUCCGAAAAAAUCAGAUUACUUAAUUAUUCCAUUAAACUUUGGUAUUCUUAAGGUAGAGUCCUUUAACAUCAUCAAAUAUUAGUUAGAUAACACUUGUUAUAACAGAGAUAUACUGUACCAGCGAUGACACGCUGGUUUUGCCACGUUCCUCUUGAGAUGGUCCCGGAAUAGGGUAAAGUAAUUCUUUAGAUAGUUUCGCCGCGCGUCAAGAUGACUUGAAUCUGAAUAUCUAUACAAUACUGGUGGACGGCGGAAACAGGCACGGCUGUGUUACCUAUAUUGUGUUAAGAAGCCUCCUAUUCGUAAAAUUUCCAUUCGUCCACCACAACGGUACCACAACGGCGCCUAUUUCUGCCGUGAAGUAGUAAUAUAUAAGUAUUAUUGUGUUUCGGACUGAAGCGCGCCGUAGCUAGUGAAAUUACUGGGCAAUUGAGACUUAACAUCUUCUGUCUCAAGUGUGGGAUAUUCAAGAAUCCUGAGCGACACUACGGGAAAGGCGUAUCAAUUACUAUCAGUUGAACGUCCUGCUCGUGUCAUACCUUAUUGUCAUAAAAAAACUGUUUAUUGACAAUUUUUCACCAAAUCUCUAAGUCACCAGUCUCUAAGAGUUAUCCAUAAAAAUUGUAAUGAUACAUAGUCAUUCUUUCUGUUAACAAAGCGUAUACUUGAGUCAUUACUAUAAGUAUUUGUGGAUAAAGUUAUAAUUAUAUAUAUAUAUAUAUUUUUAUGGAAUAGGAGGACAAAUGAGCGUACGCGUCACCUGGUGUUAAGUGAUCACCGCCGCCCACAUUCUCUUGCAACGCCAGAGGAAUCACAAGAGCGUUGCCGGCCUUUAAGGAAGGUGUAUGCGCUUUUUUUGAAGUUACCCAUGUCGUAUCGUCCCGGAAACACCGCACAAGGAAGCUCAUUCCACAGCUUUGUAGUACGUGGAAGAAAGCUCCUUAAAACCGCACUGUGGAGGACCGCCACACAUCCAGAAGGUGGGGAUGAUAUCCUAAUUUUUCUAUUAUAUUAUUAUUUUUUUUUAUUAGUUUUCGGUUAGUGUAUACUGAUGCAUUGUAAAAUUUGUAUCUUUUUACUUUAAUUGGAGGAAGAUAAUAAUUUAUAAGUAUCUCGAUAUUAUAAGAAAUUUUUAUAAUAAAAUGUCUAUAUGUAUUAAUAUUUUAAUUAAAUCUAUAUAUAUAUAUGUACUUGAAAUAUGUUAACAUAUUUUU